Pelagomonas calceolata is the source of this 2009-nucleotide messenger RNA. The record is from the annotation of a GenBank genome assembly. Lineage: Eukaryota; Pelagophyceae; Pelagomonadales; Pelagomonadaceae.
CUCAUCGCGGUGCAAUCGGCGGCGGAGGCACGCAUUGCGCUGAGCACGCGCGGGCGAGCUAAAAGGACAGCAGCGAGCGUUGCGCGCAUCACUGCGAGGCGCAGCGCUCACAGCGCGAGCGAGACAGCGCAGCGAGGCGGGACGCGCAAGCGCUAGCAUCAGCAGCAACCAUGCGCUUUUUACACUUAGUCCGCCCGGUCAUGGGCUUGCUGCCGGAGGUAGUAAUGCCUGACCGCAAGAUUCCGUGAGGCGCCCGCGUGCGAAACAUAUGUGCCGUCGCUGCCGCGCGGCGUCGACCGACCGACGCAGAGGGCCUCGACAGCUCGUCAGCAGACGCCGACGCCGCCGCGACCCCACGCAACACCGCGCGCAGGUUCCGCGAGAAGAUCCUCUGGACCGUCACGACGUUGUUUAUCUACCUCGUAUCGUGCCAGAUCCCCAUCUACGGCGUCAAGACCGCGAAGUCGAACGACCCCUUCUACUGGAUGCGAGUGAUCUUGGCGUCGAACCGAGGGACGCUGAUGGAGCUCGGCAUCUCGCCCAUCAUCACGUCGGGGAUGGUCAUGCAGCUCUUAGCGGGUGCUCGACUCAUAGAAGUGAAUCAAUCACUAAAGGAAGAUAGAGCGCUGUUCGCGGCGGCCCAAAAGCUCUUCGGCAUCCUCAUCACGAUCGGCGAGGCCGUGGCCUACGUCGGCAGCGGCAUGUACGGCCAGGUCUCGGAAUUAGGACUUGGUAAUUGCGUCCUCAUCGUGGCGCAGUUGGUCUUCGCGGGCUUCGUCGUAUUGAUCUUGGAUGAGCUCCUGCAGAAGGGCUACGGCUUAGGCAGUGGUAUAUCAUUAUUUAUCGCGACGAACAUCUGCGAAAAUGUGAUCUGGAAGGCGUUCUCGCCGACGACGAUUAACACGGGCAAGGGCACGGAGUUCGAAGGGGCUGUUGUGGCCUUCUUCCACCUCAUGAUGACGCGGUCAGAUAAGGCUAGGGCUUUAGCUGAAGCACUAUACAGGACGAACCUGCCCAAUCUCACCAAUUUACUGGCAACAGGCUUGAUCUUUGUGGUCGUCAUCUACUUCCAGGGCUGGCGCGUGGACCUGCCGGUCAAGUACCAAAAGCACCGGGGCCAGCAGGGCACGUACCCCAUCAAGCUGUUCUAUACGUCGAACAUGCCGAUCAUCCUCCAGACGGCGCUGGUCAGCAACCUGUAUUUCCUCUCGCAGAUGCUGUACAACCGCUACCCGGGAGUAUUUUUAAUCGGCCUUAUUGGGAAGUGGGGCAAGAAGGAGGGCUACGGCGAAGCUACCGUACCGGUUGGCGGUAUCGCGUACUACAUCUCGCCGCCGCGGUCGAUGAUGGAGGUCAUCUACGACCCCGUGCACGCGGUCUUCUACAUCAUCUUCAUCCUGGCGUCCUGUGCUGUUUUCAGUACGAUGUGGAUUGAGGUGUCUGGCUCGUCGGCGCGGGACGUGGCCAAGCAAUUGAGAGACCAGCAGAUGGUCAUGAAGGGCCACCGCGACAGCGCGCUGGUCCACACGCUGAACCGAUACAUCCCGCCGGCGGCGGCCUUCGGCGGCAUGUGCAUCGGCGCUUUGACGGUCGUCGCGGACUUACUCGGAGCCAUUGGCUCGGGCACCGGCAUCCUCUUGGCGGUGACCAUCAUUUACCAGUAUUAUGAGAUGUGAGCGCCCGCGCCGAAAUUCGCUUCCCACGCCAUCGACGCGUUACCGCGCCUCCGACGCAGGUUCUCGAAGGAGCAGGGCGAGCUGGCGGGUCUGAUGUAGGCAGCUACAGGCGCUGAGCGCGCGGGUUCUUGGACUCGCGGGCCUCGGCGCGCCGUCAUCGUGCGCGUGUGUGCGUGCCUUCGGGCGCGUACUCUGGAAUUGCCAAUCCCACGCGACGCGGGUUCUCAGGCCCGCGGGCGGUCAGACCCCCGGCACGCACCCUCCUCUUCCCCCGCGCACACUGGGCGCUCCCCGCAUCCCUCUCCCCUAUCGUCUAACUUGGCUUCGGCCAUA